GCAGCGGUAGGAGCUGCGGGUCCGAAGCGCGAGCAUCGUCUCGGCGGGAUUAGUUUUAAUAGAAAAAUAGGUUUUUAGUACAGUUUAUCUCCUUAUGAAGCUCCGACAGCAGCAUCGGCUGGAAUCUGUGAUUUAAAUCCGGGAGGGGAACCAGUCUCUACCUAGAACGGUCAUUAUAAGUUUUAAAGAUGAAGUGUGGGUUUCAAACUCCGACCAAGUUAUCACCUUCAAAGGUAAAACCAGAAGCCAGCCCAACCAAGCAUGAGCCGGAACACUCCCCAAAGGCGGGAUAUUCGGGCACCAGUGUAGACCAAUUGUCUCCUAGUCGAGUGGAUGUCAUUCAAGAGGACAGGCCUGUAAAUAACAAGGAAAACCUUCUGCGGAGGUUAAGUGCCGUUGAAACAAGUGACUUGGAAUGUAGUCCUCUUCAGGACAGUGGUUAUUCAUCAGUGCUACUCAGUGAUUCACAGAUCCAAGAUGAGGAGGACUUCAGCAAUAGCAUUACAUCCACGCAUUUGUUCGAAACGCCAAAGCAGGAGGCCUCAUGGGAAACACUGCCAGUCCAUCCAUGUUCCCUCUCCUUACCGGUGCUCCACUUUGAGGCGGUUGUGUGUUCUACUUUGAAAAAAACUUUCAAAAGAAGUCCAAAGGUUGACUGGGACACUGUUGAAGAAUUGGUUACCAGGGAGGCCUAUGGCCUUGAUAAACUUAUUGGUAAAAAAAUGGGAUUGGAAAGAAUAGACCUUCUUGGGGAGCUUUUCCAAAGGGACUUUAAGCAUCUGCUCAGCAAAAUCUUGAAGCACCUUAGUGCAAUUGAUUUAAUCAAUGUCAUCAGUGUAAGCACAACAUGGCGGAAAAUCCUGCAGAGGGACAGCUGGGCGUACAGCAUCUAUAAGCGGUGUCACAAGGAGAUCUGUGAAAGAGAGACAAAGAAGUCAGACCAUACUGCUACCCGGGAUUCUAAUCUGCUCCGAAUACCCCUCUCCUCAGUCCAGAAAGUAGACAGUGCAGCUUGCUGUUUUUCUAAGAAGAAAAGUAGUAAAAAGAACAAGCCCUCUUCCUCGUACAGUCGCUUCUCAGAGUUUAAUGAGGUUGGAAAAACCCUAACGAACGACCAAAGCCUUAAAGUGUGUAGAGACUGUGGUUCCCCGGCAAAGUAUGACUCCUACCAGCACCGAGCCAUUUGCACAAGGGAGAGUUGUCAGCUGGACUUCUGCACGCUCUGCAAUUGUAGAUACCAUUUUUCUGAAGAGUGUACGGCCAGCAAAGCUCCAAGUCACAGAUACUUAUCAGAACCACUUCCAGGGAGUAAAAAGAGCAAACACAAUUUACGAAGGCUAUAACUUUAGAAAUUGGACUCCUAGAUAAUUCCUGUCGGACUCCCAAAAGCAAACCUUUUUAUCACAAACUGUUUUAUCCUGUUCUUAAUGGGAACUGAAGUGACCUGUUUAAUGGCAAACUCUACUGCGUCCUGUAUCUGCUGGUACGUAGUCUUGACCAGUGUUUUCUUCUGUCCAGCCAGUGACUUAGUAGUUGUAUCAGAAGCUUUAGAGAUGAGCUUGUAACUGCUGCCGCAUGCUUCUGGCAAUGGACAUCCCAAGCUUGCACGUCUUCAGCUAUUGGGUGUGAAGGACGCCUGCUCCACCGCAGUUUUAACUGACUUUUGGACUGAGUGGGCUACUUUGUCGGUCAGCUUCUUUCUGCCAGUCACUGCUGAUUUGGGUGAGAGCAGCUGACAGUACAAAAUACAGGAGUCCGAGACCACCCAAUCUAAUUGUCGAGCAUGGUAUUUAGAGCCCCCAUACUUGUGUUCUGGGAGCCAAGUAGUUGGAAACAUGCAGGUUUUUUUUAGUUUUUUUUUACUUAUAGCUGCUGCCUUUCCAUCACAGUUAAAAAAAAUAAUAAAAAAUCAGUCUUUUUAGGUUUUUAUGGAUCUUAAUUUUUUUUUUCCCUCAAUCUUUUAUUAUAACAAAGAUGGAAGUUUUUUUUUUUGUCCCAAUGUUCAAAACGUUUUAAGGAUACUUCAAAGUUUGCCAAGGUUAUUUUAAGGUUCUUUCUGAUAGCUGUAUAGAUUUUGGACACAUCAACUUUUGUAUGUAUUUGUAAAUGUC
Messenger RNA from Bufo bufo (common toad), 2111 nucleotides. It is a transcript of the gene MTRF1L, whose product is annotated as mitochondrial translation release factor 1 like. The transcript has 5 exons. Gene Ontology annotation, molecular function: protein binding; translation release factor activity. The record is from RefSeq and is a predicted model, not a curated record. Gene Ontology annotation, biological process: negative regulation of meiotic nuclear division; regulation of mitotic nuclear division; translational termination. Gene Ontology annotation, cellular component: nucleus. The coding region runs from base 189 to 1343 and encodes 384 amino acids. Lineage: Eukaryota; Metazoa; Chordata; Amphibia; Anura; Bufonidae.